AUGUUUGCUGCAGUAACUCUUGUUCUCCUGGGAAGCUUCACUUUAAGCCAGGGCUUUGAGGGGUACCUAGCUGGCCAUGCAAAUGGGACAGUUGACGCCAACGGAGUCUGCCAGUGCCAGGUUUAUCUUCCAGAUCCCACUUUUCCAGUGGACAGGCUUGAAAAACUGGAGAUGACUUCUACGUCUUUGACCGUAUCUGUUGAGCAGCAAAUUAUAAAGCUUCAGGAAUACACAAGUAAAAUUUCAGUCUUUGAAAAGCGCAUGCACAACCUCACUGUACGCAUAGAAAUAAUGGAAAGCAGUGGGCUCACAUACACCGAGUUGGAUUUUGAGCUGAUCAAAGUUGAAAUCAAGGAGAUGGAAAAACUUAUCACAGAGUUGAAAGGCAGUCUCUCAGGUAGCAACGUCAUUGUCGAACAGCUCUAUAUCGAGAUCAAAAACAUAAGUCUGAUUAUCACAAGCCUGGAAGCACUGGACAAAAACAAUGUACUUGCUAUUCGCCGUGAAAUUCUCGCUCUGAAGAAAAAACUAGAAGAAUGCGAGGAACUCAGAAAUCAGACCUUGCCGGGUCCCACCAAGCCACCAAUUAUUUAUGGAUCUUGCAACCAUGGCCUCAUUUCAAAUGUCAGCCAACCAUCUGUUGCACAGUUGAAUUGGAGAGGAUUUGGAUACAACGCUGGUGCCUGGGGAAAAGAUCCUGAACCUGUAUAUCCAAGGAAAGAACUGUACUGGCAAGCUCCUCUGAACACAGAUAACAGAUACUUACAGUAUUACAGACUGUACACUUCCUAUGAUGACUUCCUGCUGUACAGAAAUCAAAUACAGGCAACAUUUGAAUAUGGUCAGGGCAGUGGUAUGGUUGUGUAUAGGAAUCAUUUGUACCUCAACUACUAUGGCACAAGAGAUGUUUGCAAAAUUGAUCUUAACACGCUUAAAGUAGCAGUGAGAAAACCAAUUCCUUUUGCUGCCUUUAACAACAGGUUUUCUUAUUCAACACCUUGGCAAGAUAUUGAUGUUGCUGUAGAUGAAAGUGGGCUGUGGGUCAUCUAUGCCACUGAAGAAAGUACUGGUAACAUAGUGAUCAGUAAACUGAAUGAGACAACCCUAGAUAUUGAGAGAACCUGGGUGACAAAGCAGUAUAAGCCUUCAGUUAGUAAUGCAUUUAUUGUGUGUGGUGUCCUGUAUGCUACCAGGACAAUUAAUACUAGGCAGGAAGAGAUAUUUUACAUAUAUGACACAAAGACAGACCAAGAUAGCAUCAUCAGUAUCCCCUAUAAUAAGAUGAUGGAAUAUAUUUAUGGUGUCAACUACAACCCUAAAGACCAUAAACUCUAUGUGUACAAUGAUGGCUAUCUUAUCACAUAUGACCUCAGCUUUUAUCCCACAACAGAAGCACUUAGUGAGGAUUAUACAACAAACUAAUCACAAGCUAUCUUUUGUUUCAACAGCAUCAGGAGAUAAAAUGGAUUGAUGUUGACUCAUUUUCCAUGCUAGGUUUUAGCAGUUGUAGCAUAUUAAAAUGAAAUGUGUAGCCUUUUUUAAACUUGUAUUUUACUCAUAAUUCAUUACUAUCAUAAGGUCCUAUAAGUUAUCUCUUUGAUUGAAAAACAAUCUCAUAUAUCAAAGUCUUUGUUCUUGUAAUGAUCUGUUUGACUGCCACUACAAUUUAAAUUGCAAUAGUCUUCAAGCAGGCAUUGUUUUCAGGUGGCAUAACUGCUUCUGUCAGAUAUGAACCUAAACAGAUAGUUAUGUCAAGCGUUCUCUUCUGUUAUAAUUCUGAAGCAUCAUAAACCAACAUAACCUGUUAUUGUUUUAACCCAGUGCCAUCCCACAAAUUGUAGCAGUCAUACUAAAACACUCAAGAGAUCAAUUUAAAAAUUUUUUAGAAUUCUAUCCAUUUUUUGAAAUCACUGUUUCUAUGUGUCAUGCUAUAAAUGAAUUAACAAUAAUAAUUGUUUUUAUUUUAAUUGUACAAUGCAUUUUAAAGAAAAUAAA
This is a messenger RNA of Polypterus senegalus (gray bichir), 1995 nucleotides long. Its product is annotated as olfactomedin-4-like. Gene Ontology annotation, biological process: signal transduction. The coding region runs from base 1 to 1422 and encodes 473 amino acids. The transcript is spliced from 5 exons. NCBI's taxonomy places the organism in Eukaryota, Metazoa, Chordata, Cladistia, Polypteriformes, Polypteridae. The record is from RefSeq and is a predicted model, not a curated record.